Molecule: messenger RNA, 6979 nt
Organism: Anopheles aquasalis
Lineage: Eukaryota; Metazoa; Arthropoda; Insecta; Diptera; Culicidae
Product: sodium-dependent neutral amino acid transporter B(0)AT3
Biological process (GO): amino acid import across plasma membrane; sodium ion transmembrane transport; nitrogen compound transport
Cellular component (GO): plasma membrane
Molecular function (GO): glycine transmembrane transporter activity; amino acid:sodium symporter activity
Source: RefSeq, a predicted model, not a curated record
GGGUACGCUGGCGGCAAGAAAGCUCGCGGCUGCUUGCCAACAACAACCGAACGGUUCGCACCAAUAGAGUCCACUGCGUGCGUUGCCGCUCGCAGUACGGUUACGGUGUGGGGCCCCCACCAUUUGGCAGGACGCGCUCUCUCUACGCUGUCGGAUCGAAUCAGUUCGCUCAGUGUACCGUUAGUGCUUCAAUGUGAGUGAAAGUGUAGACAAAGGACUUGCGAAACGUAACUGAAUCUCCUUUCUCGAAGAAAAAACUUUGUGCCGUGCUAUCAAACGCAGAGAUCACGAAGAAAACGCUUAGCGAUUUCGGCUGAGUAACUGACAACCAUUUCUUUGGAUAUCGCGAGCAUAUUUGCAAAAGAAUCUCCGUCACCGCAUACCGCGAAGCGGCUGUUUGCAAGCGUGUGGCGACACUCGGCACAAAACCGUGACAUUGGAUCGUCACACGGAACGGCACCCAAUACAGUGGUACACGACGGAUCCACACCCGAGCCAGCGAUUACCGCCUAGUGAACCGCCCAGCGACGAUGGCGACUAAAGUGGACGGGGUACCGGGCCCACGGAGCAACAACGGGCACGAGAUGGCACCGCUCAAUACGCGGGCCCGCGGUGACGGAACGCACGGUGUCACGAUCAUGCUGUCACCGCCGGAUCGCAGCUCGAUCGGUUCGCGGGAUGGGGCCGGCGCCCUGCCCGACGGUGACCCGGACCGGGCCGCCUGGUCCGGCAAGAUGCAGUUCUUCCUCAGCAUCAUCGGUUACUCGGUCGGGCUCGGUAACAUCUGGCGGUUUCCGUACCUGUGCCAGCAGAACGGUGGUGGUGCCUUCCUCAUACCCUUCAUGGUGAUGCUGAUACUCGAGGGCAUACCACUGUUCCUGAUCGAGCUCGGUAUGGGCCAACGGAUGCGGCUCGGAGCGCUCGGUGUCUGGAACACUAUCCACCCGUGGCUCGGUGGCAUCGGCAUAAGCUCCUGCAUCGUCACACUCUUCGUGGCGAUCUACUACAAUGUGAUCAUUACCUGGUGCUUCUACUACUUCUUCAACAGCUUCCGGUAUCCGCUCCCGUGGGGCACCUGUCCGCAGAUCAACGGAACCGACAUCGAGGAGUGUGAACGAUCGUCCGAGACGGCGUACUUCUGGUAUCGGACGACGCUCGAUGCGGCACCGAGCAUAGACGAAACCGGAGGCUUCAAGUGGUGGAUCGUACUGUGCCUGAUGCUCUCCUGGACCGUGGUGUUCUUCAUCGUCAUGAAGGGCAUUCAGAGCUCGGGCAAGGUGGUGUACUUUACGUCGCUCUUCCCGUACAUCGUGCUCACCAUCUUCUUCAUCCGUGGCAUCACGCUGAAGGGCGCGGGCGCCGGUCUGAUGCACAUGUACACACCGAAGGUUGAGAAGUUGCUCGAACCGACGGUUUGGCUCGAUGCCGCCACGCAGGUGUUUUAUUCGUUCGGGCUGGCGUUCGGUUCACUCAUUGCGUUCGGGAGCUACAACACACCGAAGAAUAACUGCGUCCGGGAUGUGCUGCUGGUGUCGGUGUGCAAUGCGAUCACCGCGAUCUACGCCAGUGUCGUCAUCUUCGCCAUCCUGGGGUAUAAGGCAACGCUGGGCGUUGAUCGGUGUAUUCAGGUCAAUAAACACGUCCUGGUGAAGCAUGGUCUGCUGGAGUCGGUACACGUGGACAACAGCGAGUACGAGCACGUGAUGGCAGGGUUAAACAGUACGAUGCUGAAGGAUUGGGAGUUUGAAAAGUGCAGUCUCGAGGAUCAGCUUUCGAGUGCUGCCGAAGGAACUGGGUUGGCAUUCAUCGUGUUUACCGAGGCCAUCGUAGAGCUACCGGGUUCACCAUUCUGGGCGGUGCUCUUCUUCACCAUGUUGCUAUCGCUUGGACUCGGUUCACAGAUUGGUAUCCUCGAGGGGAUGCUGUGUACCAUUUUCGAUAUCGAUAUCUUCAAGCGAAUUCGGAAGCCUUACGUAACAGGUGUCGUGUGUGCGUUCUGUUUCUCCGUUGGUCUCAUCUUCACGACCGGUGCCGGUGAGUACUGGCUCAAGAUGUUUGACUCGUUCGCCGGUACGAUCGGACUCGUUGUGGUGGCCCUAAUGGAGAUGAUCGCCGUCAUCUACAUCUACGGUCACGAGAAAUUCACGGAGGAUAUCUACCAAAUGACCGGUACUCGGCCAGGGCUCUACUGGCAGAUGACCUGGCGAUACAUCGGACCGGCCAUCAUGGGCUGUAUUCUGCUAUCAUCCAUACUCUCGAUGAUACUCCGAAAUCCGACGUACGGUGCCUGGAACGGUGAACUGGGUGUUAUUGAAAACAAAUCGUACCCCAACUGGGUCAUGGGUAUCGCGCUCGCCAUGAUCAUUGCCGGCGUUCUGCCGAUGCCGGUAGUGUUCUUACUGCGCCGCUUCCAGAUCCUGAAGGUCGAUCUGGACAUUCACCAGGGUUCGAUUCGACGCAACGAAACGACCGCCUCGACAAAGGAAAUGAUUGACGAAGACGACGACGACGAUGAUGAUGACGAUUUUAGUGGGCCAGCGCUCGGUGGACCGGUGAACGUGCGUAGCGAUUCCGACGAUGAGGACGAACCACCGACGAUGGGCAAAAUGUUGGCCAAACAGCAGGCGGCCAAGCAGCAGUUCAAGAACCAACAGCAUCUAACACCGACCGUCCUCGGUGCCACGAACGCGACGCGCAAGAAACCGUUCCGCAUGGAAGUGGUGGACUUCUAACCUUCCUUCCUGAGACACAACUGAGUCGCUGCUGAGGCAUGCGGGGGCAGCAAGCCUUUAUGUGUUAUGAGUAUACCAGUUUUAUGCUUUAAGUUUCCCCACCCCCCGCCGGGUUGUAGCUAAGUAAUUUCGUUCGCAUCCUUCGUCCUUCCUCGCUGUAGCGUAAAAAAGCAAAGUAUGCGUGGAGUGCCGCGGGCAUUUUGAUGUCCGCUUCCGCACUGCUUUCCGAUUGAGCUAGUUUGUACAACCGAUGCCUGUAGCCACUACAGACACAGAGAGAGAGAGAGAGUCUCGUGCGCCCGUCCCCGGCAGCUCAGCUGCCCCACUCGGGGACCGUCGGACGAGGGUGACGAAGAUGUUGCCAUGUUACGUGUGUAAAUAUCAUGUAUAGAGCCUAUGCAUAAUAAGCAGAAGAUGCUGAAAAACCACUUUAAUCGUAACGGAACAAAAACAGAAAACAGAGAAAAAAAACCAAACCCUUACACCAUUCGGUAGUGCCGCCCCGCCGCCAAGUGGCGAAAGCAAACGACGACUUUCUAGGACACUACUAGGAAAAAAAUAGUAUUUCCCAAUGAACCAUCAUCCUCUUUUCGCUGUGUGAUACAAAAUGACAACGCUCCGCGUCCGCGUGGCUCCAGAGCCCCCGACGAAUGCCCGAAUUAUGUGCCAGAGAUUAUGUGGCCGAGCCCUGUGGUAGUAGUAGUAACAGUAGUAAUUAAUUGUAGCGAUAGUAGUUCCAAUGUUUGCUAGUUACCUGCUGUGUAAGUGUGCAUACUUGCCUGUUGUACAGAAGCAUCGUACCGUUUCACUGCUCCACUGACACUCGGACUGAAGGCUACCGUUUAGGCGCCCCCUAGUAGUGUGCCGGAGGGGGGAGAGGCGAGCGACUGGUUCGCAGCAGCAAACUACUAUAAUCAUCCUUUUGGCCGUUGCACCAUUAGCCUGCAUGCAAACGCCCGUUUUUGGGGAUAUCAAGACCCCCCCCCCCUCGAAUCCUCGGCUCGAAAGCGAUUGCAUCAUCGUUUGUGUUUGUGCAAUGAUUAAUUUUCCACCACUGUCCACUGGUAGGACGGCUUCGAAUAUACUACCGAGCAAGCAAACAGCCCUUUCACGCAGAUACAAAACAAAACCAGAAGUAAAACAAAGAAAAACUCCGCGUAUGACUGCGGACUGCCAGUACAAUGGUAAACUCACAAGGACAGCAGCAGCAGCAGCAGCUUAGGAUAGAAUAGGGGUUCGGUUUGGUUUCGCUACCAAAACCAGCAAACGUACAUAAGUAUUUAUAUCACUAUAAAACAUUCAUGUUGAGGCUUGAGUUCAAACACUAGGAACCCAGGGAACGCGGUGAAGUUUGUUGUAAAACUCUUUCUCUGAAAGACACCACGCAGCCAUUAACAGAAGAAAAACGAAAACUCGAAACCCUUACCGCACCCGGAUCGCAAGCCGGCGUUUAAGUAAGUGACGACAACACACGUGUAAGAUAUUAUUGAUUGAACGAUCCAACGAUAACAGUUGCGGCGUUCGAAAUCAUCGAUGGCAGAGCUAUUUGUUCCUUUAUUUCAACCGCGACGCGUCUUUCUAGAAACGGAUUAAGAAAACUCCUGGCUUGUGUGUAGGUACUACUCUCGUUUUUUUUUGGUGAUACAAAUCGUUUCGUUUUCAUGUGUGUAAGGUGUAGAGCGAAAGAAAUUCAUAAUUUUUUGUAAGUAAUGUGGAAUGUAUAAUAUGAACGCCGACUUCUUGUAAAAGAAAAUGCUUCCCGUUUUUAAAGACCGUUAGUCUUCGUUGCCUUGCUUCUCCGCCUUGAUAAUUACAACAAACGAUCCGCUUGUCUUGAGACGAAUUCUUUUCCCCUUUUUUUAUCAUGGACAAAAAUCACAUGGUGCCAGCUUCGUGCUUUACGAUUAUGCUACAUUAAGUCAUUCCAAUCAACUUCCCAUUUCAUGGCACAAGUCUUAUGAGGGCUACACAAUCGAUCAGGAGUGAUCCUUCGAUGCUUCCUUUUCUAAAAUCGACUUAUGGUUGACCACACAUUGUCGGUAAUCAACGUCAAGUGGUACAGAAGUAGCUGGGUUUCAUUGUGAAUCUACUGUGAUUUUCGAAAUGCAGGAUAACUUUAGAGAAUCAUGUGGUAUGCAUACCAAAGUGGCACAAUAAAUAAUCCAACUGAACUGGACUGUAAAACUUGAUUUUCAUCAAGCCAGAGAGCAUCUCGAUAUCGAUACAAUAUUUUGCUGUGAUCGUAUACCCCCGCCGGAAUGCUCAAAUCUUUUCUCGAAAAUGUGCAUAUCAAGGUUCGUGUUGAGACUGUAAAGUUUGAAUUUCGCUCCAUCAGGCCAUCAUGACAGGACAUUAAACGCAGAAAGAUGCAAAAAUUUCUUCAACUUCAACUGGAACGUUGGCUUCUUACUUGAAGUGACUUACAGUAGUGUUGCUAAAAUUAGUGAUUAGAAAAAUAAUGGAUUUCUUUCUACUACACCUUCCCAUAAUGACGAACUAAAACCGGUUUCUUAUUAAACAUUGUGUUCAAAUUCUUUUUUGUCUGAUAACAAAAAACGGAAUGUCGAGGUUUUGAUCCGAAGCGACGUUUGUAUGUAGAGUUUGAAAAGAAUUAAAUGGAUUACUUUGGAAUUUACUUCCACCCAUUUUUACCACCCAUUUUCCAUUUGACAAUGUCAAAACGAAACUGGCUAAUCGAAUAUCAACUAAACAACUGAGCAGCUAAACGAAAUGAAAUACUUAAAAUAAAAAAAACACGAAACUGAGCGACGCAGGUGUUAACUUGGAGAGAGGACGAAGAGAAAAAAAAACAUACAAUAAACAAUGUGAUCAAUUGAGUAAAAAUAACAAAAGUAGUAAGAUAAUGUUUUAAGAGUUAGUAAUUAUUAGUCCAUAAACCAAAAACGCCGCCGUAGCGCCGUGGAACGGGCAAGCAAAUCAAUCGUGGCGGGGCAGCAGAAAGGCCAAAGACCGGGUUGACAAGACAAUUGUUGGUAGUAAAACCGUACACCGUAACAAGCGAUUAGUUCCUCUUAGGCUGAAGGCUUUCUUUUAAUUAUUGCACAAGAUUGUGUUGGUGUGUUUUGCUGAGAAAGUAUUUAAAAGUGAUACGCUUGGUUGGUAUUGUUUCAUGUUUCGGGACGCCUUUUUAAGAUAUAACUAGGAACUAUGCUCAAGCUUACACUUCGAUUAAUGUUGAUUUAGCCGACUCGAGAUGAAUCAGGAAAUCGCGAUACCUCAUACCAUACCGCAGCUCACAUUUCAAUAAAAACAUAAUAAAACACAAUACACCUGAAAAGGAUAAACGAAAUAGAAAAAGAUAGGGAGAGAGGAGCGAACAGUGAAUAAAUGUAUGAUUUGUUUCACACAAAAGUUGCUCAACAAGUCGCCACAAAUUCUGUUCCCACACUAGACAACAUAUAUGUACCAAAGGUUUAAUAAGAGACUUCUUUUUAUCAGUUCGUUGCCUAUUGGUUAACAGCAACAAAAAAAAAUCCAACAAUUAUAGCCCACAGAACUGAAGGUGGCUAAACAGCCUUGCAACCACUAGGUACCGUUGUAAUCAUCAGGGCAUCUUCACGAAGAUUCGUCCUGACCGAGACUAACUUUCAUACUUGUUGAUGAACACACAAAAAUUGAGUCAAUUGUGGUGUGCUGCGUACGGUUCCUUGUUCGAAGUAGAUUUGUAACCACCACUCUAACCUGGACGAACACACUUGUCUUCUCCAACUGCUUUAAACAAUAACCUAUUGUCACAUUUCGAAAAUUCUGUUUCACACUAUAAGGCAGCAUUUGGCGAGCUUUCGUUUCGUUGUCUUUUGUAAAGAUUGAUUGCUAACAGAUUUGUUUUAUUGAUUGUCGAGCUCAGCUUCAAGUUAACACACGGACCAUCUCUGAUCCAAAGUCAAACGCGUUCGCUCAGAAAGCCGGCCCGAUUAAAUAAAGUUACAUGGUGUAACCAAAGUUUACGUUUCAUUUUGAGUUGAUACAAAUGCCAUACAAAACAAAACCUUUUGCUACCUAAUACUUGCCUAACAGUAGUUGAAUUGAUUCGCGCAACUUCGUUAUUAGUUUUCUAUUCUGCCUCUGUCGUUCGUGCCGUUGUUCGCAUUCGUUAAUAACAACGAAAAUUGCGUUUCUCCCUUUCCUAGAGAGGGUAUAGCCUCCACACAUUACCAACAACCAAAAACGAACAAAAAAAAAACCUUUGCUAAACUUGCAAAUAGGCUCUUGCAUAUAGUUGAAGA